GGAUGGACUCCUUCCGGCCUCGCUACUACACCCCGAAGGAGGUGGCGGUGCACAACCGGCCUUGGGACCUCUGGGUCUCCUACUUGGGGAAGGUCUAUGACCUCAGCUCCCUGGCUGCGGCCUACAAGGGUGAUCUCUUGUUGAAACCUAUCCUAGAAGCAGCCGGGAAAGACAUUAGCCACUGGUUCCACCCCAAAACCAAAGAUAUACUGACACAUAUUGACCCUCUAACAGGAUGCCUCAAGUACUAUACUCCUCAAGGUCGCUUUGUGCACAUUCCACCUCCGCUGCCUCGUUCAGACUGGGCCAAUGACUUUGGUAGGCCCUGGUGGAAAGAUGGCAGGUAUGAGGUGGGCAACUUGUCUGCCAAAACCAGGCACAUCCGGAUCAUCAACACUCUGACCUCUCAGGAGCAUCCCCUGGAGAUAUGUGCAGAGGAAUCCAUGUGGGAGAUUUUGCGUCGAUACCUACCCUACAAUGCCCACGCGGCCAGCUACACAUGGAAGUAUGAAGGCAGGAACCUAGACAUGGACAAGAACCUUCAGCAGAACCGCAUUCCAGAUGAGGAUGAGGAGUUCUACAAGCUCAACAUGGAUGCGGAUUCCUUCACGCCAGCUGUCUUGCUCUACUUCAACGAUGACCUCACUGAGCUCUAGGGCACAUUCUGUGUCUGCCCCAAGUGCAAAGAUGCAGCACCUGCUUUUCCUGCACUGAUCAUGAAGAUGUUCCCUCUCAACCCAUCUUGGAAUCAGGUAUUGAGAAGAUAGCCAGAAGUGUGGCAAUACUGACAACUCAUGCUGGAUUUGAGGGAUAAAACUCAUUGAAACAUUUUCUGGUUUGGAGGUGUUGUUCUCUUGUAACGAA
This is a messenger RNA of Elgaria multicarinata webbii, 864 nucleotides long. Its product is annotated as cytochrome b5 domain-containing protein 1. NCBI's taxonomy places the organism in Eukaryota, Metazoa, Chordata, Lepidosauria, Squamata, Anguidae. The transcript has 5 exons. Gene Ontology annotation, biological process: cilium movement. The coding region runs from base 3 to 656 and encodes 217 amino acids. The record is from RefSeq and is a predicted model, not a curated record.